UUUUUCUCACGGACGAGGUCGCGUGCGACAUCUAGUUAGGGUAUAAAGAUGCAGUUUCUCUUAGUGUUUAGGAGAAUUGAAAUUGCACGUAACAUUUAUACCAAAAUGAAUGUUUUUUUUCUUCUUUAACAGUGUGAGCGGGACAACAAUGAUUCUUUGUCUUUCUCUCUCUCAGGUUAUGCAUAGUUAUAUCUGUAUCUCCGAGGUAUUGUCAAUAAGACGCUAACAAACGUAUCUUGUCUUCAAAUCUCUUUGGUGUUAUAGCCUUGAACUUUAGAAGGUAAAUCUCUGGAAUCUUAUUUGAAAUUUGGUAUUGUAACGCGAUAUUCAGCAAGAAGGAUUGUAAAUUUAAGGUUGUAUGUAAAAUAUUUAAUCGAUUCAUAAUUUUCCCAUAGCAUUAGUGGUAAGAUUAUAAACUGGUGUAAUCCACAAUCAUACGGUGACAUACAUUUAUGUGUUAAUGUAAGUUAAAUAUAUAAAAAAUAAAGUUUGUUAUAUUAAUGAAAUGGCGACGACUGGUAUCUUGAAGAAUACGAUAAGAGAAGAGAAUGUACCAAUACAGAAGAGACACUCCAUUAUAUCUGGGAAGAGUGACUUUUGGUCAUCAUCUGACGAGGAAGAAGGUGUUCAGCCUCAUGAAAAGGCAAUAGCUGCCGGACAACCCAACCCACCGUACUGCGUGCGUAAUGUUGAGCAGCACGCGUUCGGCAGGAGAGAGAUAGAGAUAGCGGAACAGGAGAUGCCUGGUAUCAUGGCGCUGCGGGCACGUGCUAAAGAUGACAAGCCACUUAAAGACGCGAAGAUAGUCGGCUGCACACAUAUAAACGCUCAGACAGCGGUCCUCAUAGAGACGCUGACGGCUCUCGGCGCGACUGUCCGCUGGGCAGCCUGCAACAUAUACAGCACGCAGAACGAGGUCGCUGCAGCGCUCGCGCAUGCUGAUUUUGCUAUAUUCGCGUGGCGCGGUCAGAGCGAGGAGGCGUUCUGGUGGUGCAUCGACCAGUGCUGCACACCCACCUCCACCUGGCAGCCCAACAUGAUCCUGGACGAUGGCGGUGACGCCACACAUCUCAUGCUCAAGAAACACGCACCAGCUUUCAAACAAAUCAAAGGUAUAGUGGAGGAGAGCGUGACGGGUGUACACCGACUCUACCAGCUGAGCAAGGCAGGCAAGCUUUGCGUGCCAGCUAUGAAUGUCAAUGAUUCCGUCACCAAGACUAAGUUUGACAAUCUCUAUUCAUGUCGGGAGAGUAUUAUAGAUGCAUUAAAGCGAAGCACUGAUCUCAUGUUUGGUGGCAAGCAGUCGGUUGUUUGUGGCUAUGGAGAAGUAGGCAAGGGAUGCUGUCAGGCUCUCAAGGCGUUAGGAUGCGUGGUGUACGUGACAGAAAUAGACCCGAUUUGUGCUCUCCAAGCUGCGAUGGACGGCUUCAGAGUCGUGAAGCUAACAGAGGUGAUAAGACAAGUGGACAUUGUGAUAACGGCGACCGGUAACAAGGGCGUGGUGACACGUGACCACAUGGAGCGCAUGAAGAACGGCUGCGUGGUGUGCAACAUGGGGCACAGCAACACAGAAGUGGAUGUGCAUGCGCUCCGCACUCCUGACCUGCUGUGGGAGAGGGUGCGCAGUCAGGUGGACCAUAUCAUCUGGCCGAAUGGGAAACGCAUAGUGCUGCUGGCCGAGGGUCGACUGGCCAAUCUCUGCUGCUCCUCUCUACCUUCCUUCGUGGUGUCAGUGACCGCGGCCACACAAGCUCUCGCCCUUAUAGAGUUAUACAACGCACCGCAGCAUAGGUAUAAGGCGGACGUAUACUUGUUGCCAAAGAAAAUGGACGAAUACGUAGCGAGUCUCCACUUGCCGACAUUUGACGCGCAUCUGACGGAGCUGACUGAUGAGCAGGCCAAGUACCUAGGUCUGAACAAGGUGGGGCCCUUCAAGCCCAAUUAUUACAGGUACUAGCAGAGACGACGUUAUCGCACGCCAAAGCACUAAGGCUUUCAUUAAAAACAGGGCAUUGUAAUUGGUAGAUGUUUUUAUCAAGGAUUUGGAUGAAUGUGGAUGGAUGUAAAUGAUAAUGUAUGGAGGGAUUUUGCAAAAAUGAUUGCUUAGUGUAUAGACAAUAUGUAGAGAAAGAUGCAGAAUCAGGAAUAGUGUUUUUAUGUUCAAAAUUUAAUGAUUUAAAAUAAAAAUAGAUGUUUUAAGUGUGCUUUGAUAGUGUGACCUUGAAAAUAUGUUUUAACGAUUAAUGUUACAGUGCCCUGUUUUUUUAGUGCAUAUUGAAUAUGAAUUGGUGUGAAAUUGAAAAAAUAAUUAAAUCAGUUCCUUAUGAAUUGCCAUGGAAUCGAUUUAUUAAGACUGUCGAUAGUGAUGUGUUUAGUUGCAAUAGAUAUCGAUAAUUUCUUGAAUAUCGAUUACUUAGCUGACCCUAAAAAUUAUCUCGUUCUUAAUUUGAAUUGUAUUAUUGACAAUAAGUUUAUGUAUUUAUGCCUAUUUUUUAGCU
Molecule: messenger RNA, 2498 nt
Organism: Papilio xuthus (Asian swallowtail)
Lineage: Eukaryota; Metazoa; Arthropoda; Insecta; Lepidoptera; Papilionidae
Product: Adenosylhomocysteinase like 1
Exons: 10
Coding region: 506-1957 (483 amino acids)
Biological process (GO): L-methionine cycle
Cellular component (GO): cytosol
Source: RefSeq, a predicted model, not a curated record